AUGCCUAAGCCUGAUUCGAACGGACAGGCAUGGUAUCCACCAGGUCAUGGGAAUAUAUUUGAAUCGAUGCAGUUCAACGGUAUAUUAGAUGAUCUGAUUGCCGAGGGUCGUCAGAUUUGUUUCAUCUCGAACAUCGAUAAUAUAGGUGCAGUUGUUGAUCUGAGUAUUGCCAAGUAUAUGAUUGACUCGAAUAUUGACUACUUGAUGGAGUGCACUGAGAAGACCGUUGCUGACACGAAGGUUUGUAUUCUCUUCCAGUAA
This is a messenger RNA of Anisakis simplex (herring worm), 261 nucleotides long. Lineage: Eukaryota; Metazoa; Nematoda; Chromadorea; Rhabditida; Anisakidae. The record is from the annotation of a GenBank genome assembly.